AAUGCGGAAGCAAGAAUAGGACCAAAUGGGAAAGGGCAUUUUCAUCUCUUUCUAGUCACAGACCCGGGUAAAAUCCAACAUAUCUACAGCAUUGUAACUGUGGUUCUGCUACAUUCCGCUCGCUGUUUACAAGCUAUCAAUUGUAGAUGUUAAUAGGUGGUGGAAAUGGAGCGCGGAGACGCAUCGUCCACUAACGCAGACUGGAUGUCUCAACUGCCAGAGGAACUGUGGGGUACACCGCUUUGGGACCUGGCGAUACCCGGGAGUCAUGACAGCAUGAGUUACUGCCUGGAUACACACUCUCCUGUCUUGGGUUCUGAGUCGUUCAUGCUGCAGUUUCUGGAUCGACUGGCGCCCUGCAUUGUACGCCCCUGUGUCUACCGCUGGGCCACCACACAGGCGUGGAGUAUUCCUGAACAGUUGGAUGCAGGAAUCCGGUUCUUCGAUCUACGGAUCGCCCAUAAAACCAUUAAAAAUACACAAGACUUUCUAAAAACACACAACACAGAUGACACGCUGUACUUCGCACACGCAAUUUAUACGCUACAGACUGUAAAGGAGGCCCUGUCAACCAUGGCUGUGUGGUUGGAGCAGCACCAGAAGGAGGUAGUGAUCCUGUCCUGUUCCCACUUCUACCUGCUGACGGACUCUGAGCACCAGGCCCUGGUCUGCUACAUCACUCAGCUGUUUAAAGAGAAACUCUGCCCCCACAGGUACAGGAUAGACAAGACCCCACUACUGCCUGUCUCAGAGACUCCCUAUCUGAGCCAGUGCUGGGAUCUGGGGCAGCAGGUCAUAAUUUCGUACGACGAUGAGACGAUUCUUCACCAACACAAGGAACUGUGGCCUAAGAUCCCUUACUGGUACGCUGACUCGGCAGACCCCAAAGAGGUAAUUUCUUACCUGGAAGAGCAGCAGAAGGCCCAAGGAAGAGCAGCUCAUUUCUUCACCUCUGGGCUGAACCUGACGGAGGAUACUGCUGUGGUGGUCUGCAACCCCUGUCUGACGAUGAGGAAGUUAACGAUGAAGAGUUUCUCCCUGCUGCUGGACUGGGUGGAGAAGCAGACUCCUGGACCAAACCAGACCGCUGUCAACAUCAUCUGUGGAGACUUUGUGGGUCUGAACCACUUUGCCUCUGUGGUUAUCGGGCUCAAUAAGAAACUGCUGAAGACAGAGAGCCACAGAUGACAGGGGACGGAGUGAGAAAGAGACCCACAGAUAAACAUGCACAGAAUCCCAAAUGGCUUCUAGCUCCUUCUCCCUAUGCAGUUGUGGAGAUCUGAGAGGUUUGGUUAGGUGUAAUCAACAUGGUACUCUGAUACACUAGAUCAGGGGUGUCAAACUCAUUCCAUGGAGGGCCUACUGUCUGUGGGUUUUUGGUUCUUCCUUUCAUUUAGACCUAGUCAACCAGGUGAGGGGAGUUCCUUACUAAUUUGGGAGGAGCAAAAACCCACACACUCGGCCCUCCGUGGAAUGAGUUUGACACGUGCACUACUAGAUCAUAGGAAUGAGUUCCCAUGUUUCCCUAUGUCUACCUACAGCACAGGGUGUCAGGUUUACUGUGUUGAUAAUGAGUUUGACACGGACACUACUAGAUCAUAGGAAUGAGUUCCCAUGUUUCCCUAUGUCUACCUACAGCACAGGGUGUCAGGUUUACUGUGUUGAUAAUGAGUUUGACACGUGCACUACUAGAUCAUAGGAAUGAGUUUGACACGUGCACUACUAGAUCAUAGGAAUGAGUUCCCAUGUUUCCCUAUGUCUACCUACAGCACAGGGUGCCAGGUUUACUGUGUUGUUAAUGAGUAUGAUGGAUACAAUGAGAGGCUUUUACAUUAUAAAGUGAUGCCACGGGAAAAGUUUCAUCAGAUGGACAAUAUCAUUUAUUUUCUAUAUGCAAAUACACUACAUGCAGGGGCAAAUACAUAAAUGUCUAUUGAACUUUA
Messenger RNA from Oncorhynchus gorbuscha (pink salmon), 1943 nucleotides. Its product is annotated as PI-PLC X domain-containing protein 1-like. The record is from RefSeq and is a predicted model, not a curated record. Lineage: Eukaryota; Metazoa; Chordata; Actinopteri; Salmoniformes; Salmonidae. Gene Ontology annotation, biological process: lipid metabolic process. The coding region runs from base 166 to 1188 and encodes 340 amino acids. The transcript is spliced from 7 exons. Gene Ontology annotation, molecular function: phosphoric diester hydrolase activity.